Messenger RNA from Colletotrichum tamarilloi, 1134 nucleotides. RefSeq lists its product as uncharacterized. The transcript is spliced from 2 exons. The record is from RefSeq and is a predicted model, not a curated record. NCBI's taxonomy places the organism in Eukaryota, Fungi, Ascomycota, Sordariomycetes, Glomerellales, Glomerellaceae. Bases 1 to 1134 code for a protein of 377 amino acids.
AUGUCUUUCUUCUCCCAAUUCCAACAAUACGCCGGAACCUUUGCAACAGUAGCAGCCAGUGCCAUCAUCGCUAGAGCCGUCGGCAUCAUGCAAUCAGACACCCGAGACGACCACUCAGGGCCAAGCCCGCAGGAGCCCGGGAAUUACAAGCCCUCGCACGUCGAUGUCAUCGUUGUCCGCGUCAUGCUCGAAAAGGCCUUCAACUUCCCUCCCGAAAUUCUAGACCUCAUCAUCGACCAGGCCGAAUACUGGCCGCAUUCCGAAGCCAGCAUCUACCACGCAGUAACUCCCCUCCGCGAUGCCCUCCGUGUAGUAGGCACCACCGGAGACGAGAACAAGUUCAUCCUGCGGUGUCCCCCCAUCGGAUUUCUCGACUUCAAAAAGGUCGGCCCGGCAUUCAAGACCGCGCCGCUGCCGCCCAAGUCGGGCGAUGGGUCCCCCGUUACGGAGCCGCUCCGUAACCUGACGCUCCUCGAACCCACCUCAAGCCCCACCGAGAUCGUCUCCGAAGCCCCGAGAGAAUACUUUACGGGGUCCAUGAAGGCGCCGCCCACUCUGACCCACCCGGUGCGGAAGAUCGUCUUCAAGUUGCGGAGUAAAGAUCAAGGUUGGGGUGGUGGACACGGUGAUCGUGGGUCCUACCGAGGAUCUUGGUCCUGGUUCGAGGCUGGCUUGGAGAAGUUCGACAAGGAGCGUACCUGCGAUGGAUCCUGCAAGAUAGCAGCGGAAAGCUCGGAUAGCGAGUCCGAAGAGGCACCCGUCAUCAGCGAAACGAACCUGUGCACCUGCGGCCUUCAGUCGAUAUAUCCCCCCGUCCUAGCGACCGCCGACGGGAAGCUUGCCUACUCCCAUGCUAUGCACCCGCUUGAGAACCUCAAAAUACAAACCAACAAGACUGCCAACAGGGACUUUAUGGACCAUGAGGUGGUAUGGUCUUGGACCGACGACAUCCACCCGGAGUCGCCCGAGGCCGACCGGCUAGCUGAGAUAGGUCGGGGCAAGGGCACAGGGACUGGAAAGUUCGUGCGCAAUUUGAAGCUGGGAGAUGUGGUCACGGUAUGGGGCAAGGCGAGGUUCGGUGGCUGGGCCAACUACGUGGAGAGCGUCAAGGUUGAGAUUUACUGGGCUGUUUGA